AUGUCAUUCAAAGGUUUAAAGAAAUCGAUUGUUAGGGCGCCUCAAACGUUCCGCCAGAAGUUGAACAUGGGAGAGGUCACCCUGGAUGCUGUUUACAUGGAUGCCGAGCGUAGGUUUAGGGAAUUGGAAUUGGAAACGAAGAAGUUGAGUACCGAAUCCAAGAGAUAUUUUGCUGCAGUCAAUGGGAUGUUAGAUUAUCAAAUAGACUUCUCCAAGGCUAUUGAAGAAAUUUACAAGCCUAUCAGUGGGAGAUUGUCAGACCCAAGUGCGACGGUGCCAGAGGACAAUCCUGAUGGGAUCCAGGCCUCGGAACAAUACAGAGAGGUGGUGAAGGAAUUGAAGGAGACAUUGAAACCGGACUUGGAGUUGAUUGAAAAGAGAAUUGUCAACCCAGCACAGGAAUUGUUGAAGGUGAUUGAGUCGAUCCGGAAGAUGGCCACCAAGAGAGAACACAAACAAGUGGACUUGGAUCGCCGGAAGCGGACGUACACCAAGUACACCGAGAAGAAGGAGAAAACUCCUAAGGACGAAGAAAAAAUGUACGGCGCGGAGGCAGAAAUGCAGAUCGCCCAAGAGGAAUACGACUACUACAACAAUAUGUUGAAGGACGAAUUACCCGUGUUGUUCCAGAUGCAAUCCGAUUUCAUCAAGCCCUUGUUCAUCAGUUUCUACUACAUGCAAUUGAACAUUUUCUAUACAUUGUACACCAGAAUGGAAGAAUUGAAGAUCCCGUACUUCGACUUGAACUCCGACAUCGUCGAAGCGUACACCAUGAAGAAGGGUGACAUCGAAGAACGUGCAGAUGCCAUCGGCAUUACCCACUUCAAGGUGGGGCAUGCCAAAAACAAAUUAGAUGCCACCAAGAGACGUCAUCAACUCAUGGCCCAAGGCACGGCUGGCAGUGGCACUACCCAAGACCAGUUGCCACCUUAUUCUCCUGAAGGGUCACAGUACGGUGUACAGUCGCCUACAACUCCACAAUAUGGCGAUUACAAGUCGCCCCAGGGCCCUGGCGCCCAGCCUACCUUUGAUGCCCAGCCGGCUUAUGGUGCCCAGCCGGCUUAUGGUGCCCAGCCUGCUUAUGGCGCUCAACCUGCCUAUGGAGCCCAAAUAGCUUCUCCAACGUCUGGUUCGUAUGCCGGAUACAGCUCCCCAUCCUCAUCUGCAGCAGCCGUAUCGACUCCUCCAAGUGCCUACGGUAUGCCACCUCCCACUCCCCAAAGUGCUCCUGCUGCCCAGACUUGUACCGCAUUAUACGACUACUCGGCGCAGGCCCAAGGUGACUUAAGCUUCACUGCUGGUGCGGUCAUCGAAAUUUUACAAAGAACCGAAGACACCAACGGGUGGUGGACUGGAAAGUACAACGGUCAAACCGGUGUAUUUCCCGGAAAUUACGUCCAAUUGAAUUAA
Messenger RNA from Debaryomyces hansenii CBS767, 1410 nucleotides. RefSeq names its product amphiphysin (gene RVS167). Gene Ontology annotation, biological process: actin cortical patch localization; plasma membrane tubulation; endocytosis. The transcript has a single exon. The record is from RefSeq and is a predicted model, not a curated record. Gene Ontology annotation, molecular function: protein binding; lipid binding. Gene Ontology annotation, cellular component: mating projection tip; actin cortical patch; medial cortex. Bases 1 to 1410 code for a protein of 469 amino acids. Lineage: Eukaryota; Fungi; Ascomycota; Pichiomycetes; Serinales; Debaryomycetaceae.